This is a messenger RNA of Apus apus (common swift), 7339 nucleotides long. It is a transcript of the gene ASTN1, whose product is annotated as astrotactin 1. The record is from RefSeq and is a predicted model, not a curated record. Gene Ontology annotation, molecular function: protein binding. Gene Ontology annotation, biological process: neuron migration; neuron cell-cell adhesion. Lineage: Eukaryota; Metazoa; Chordata; Aves; Apodiformes; Apodidae. The transcript is spliced from 23 exons. Bases 1 to 3882 code for a protein of 1293 amino acids.
AUGGCUUUGGCCGGGCUGUUGGCCCUGCUCGCCGGCUGCUGCCUGGCAGCGGGUAGCGGCCCCGCCGAGGCGGCGGCGGAGGCGGCGGCCAAGGAGCUGGAGUGCAAGCUGAAGAGCAUCACGGUGUCGGCUCUGCCCUUCUUGCGGGAGAACGACCUCAGCAUCAUGCACGGCCCCUCGGCCGCCGAGCCCAAGCUGCUCUUCUCCGUCCGCAACGACUUCCCCGGCGAGAUGGUGGUGGUGGAUGACUUGGAGAACACGGAGCUGCCUUACUUCGUGCUGGAGAUCUCGGGCAACACGGAUGACAUCCCGCUGGUGCGGUGGCGGCAGCAGUGGCUGGAGAACGGCACCUUGCUCUUCCACAUCCACCACCAAGAUGGGGCCCCCAACCUGCCUGGCUUUGAACCCACAGAUGAGCCCCAGACUGAGUCGGCAGAGGAAGAGCUGAGGAUCCUCCACAUCUCUGUCAUGGGAGGGAUGAUUGCCCUGCUGCUCUCCAUCCUCUGCCUGGUGAUGAUCCUCUACACCCGCCGGCGCUGGUGCAAGCGGCGCCGGGUGCCGCAGCCCCAGAAGAGCGCCAGCGCCGAGGCGGCCAACGAGAUCCACUACAUCCCCUCGGUGCUGAUCGGGGGCCACGGGCGGGAGAGCCUGCGCAACGCCCGCGUGCAGGGCCACAACUCCAGCGGGACCCUCAGCAUCCGGGAGACCCCCAUCCUGGAUGGCUACGAGUACGACAUCACCGACCUGCGGCACCAUCUCCAGCGGGAGUGCAUGAACGGCGGGGAGGACUUCACCAGCCAGGUCACCCGCACCCUGGACUCGCUGCAGGGCUGCAAUGAGAAGGCCGGCAUGGACCUCACGCCAGGGAGCGAUAACGCCAAGUUGUCCCUGAUGAACAAGUACAAGGACAACAUCAUUGCCACCAGCCCCGUGGACUCGAACCACCAGCAGGCCACUCUGCUGUCCCACACCUCCAGCAGCCAGCGCAAGCGCAUCAACAACAAGGCACGAGCCGGCUCAGCGUUCCUCAACCCCGAGGGGGACUCGGGGACGGAGGCAGACACCGACCCCCAGCUGACCUUCUACACGGACCCCUCGCGGAGCCGGAGGCGCAGCCGAGUGGGUUCCCCCCGGAGCCCAGUCAACAAGACCACGCUGACCCUCAUCAGCGUGACGAGCUGUGUCAUCAGCCUGGUCUGCUCCUCCCACAUGAGCUGCCCCCUGGUUGUCAAGAUCACCCUCCAUGUCCCUGAGCACCUCAUUGCUGAUGGGAGCCGCUUCAUCCUGCUGGAGGGGAGCCAGCUGGAUGCCAGCGACUGGCUGAACCCGGCCCAGGUCGUCCUCUUCUCCCAGCAAAACUCCAGUGGGCCCUGGGCCCUGGACCUCUGUGCCCGGCGCCUCCUCGACCCCUGCGAGCAUCAGUGCGACCCUGAGACCGGUGAGUGUCUCUGCUAUGAAGGUUACAUGAAGGAUCCUGUGCAUAAGCAUCUUUGCAUCCGGAACGAGUGGGGAACCAACCAGGGGCCUUGGCCAUACACAAUCUUCCAGCGUGGCUUUGACUUGGUGCUGGGGGAGCAGCCAUCUGACAAGAUCUUUCGGUUCACCUACACCCUGGGGGAAGGCAUGUGGCUGCCACUGAGCAAGAGCUUUGUCAUCCCACCAGCCGAGCUGGCCAUCAACCCCUCAGCCAAGUGCAAGACUGACAUGACAGUGAUGGAGGACGCCGUGGAGGUCAGGGAAGAGCUGAUGACCUCCUCCUCCUUCGACAGCCUGGAGGUCCUCCUUGACUCCUUUGGCCCGGUCCGUGACUGCUCCCGGGACAACGGGGGCUGCAGCAAGAACUUCCGCUGCAUUUCGGACCGCAAGCUGGACUCGUCCGGCUGCGUGUGCCCCACAGGACUGAGCCCCAUGAAGGAUGGCACUGGCUGCUUCGACCGUCACGUGGGUGUGGACUGCUCGGAUGGCUUCAAUGGGGGCUGUGAGCAGCUGUGCCUGCAGCAGAUGGUCCCACUGCCUGAGGAGCCCCUGCUCUACAACAUCCUCAUGUUCUGCGGGUGCAUCGAGGACUACAAGCUGAGCACGGAUGGGCGGUCAUGCCAGCUCAUCUCGGAGUCAUGCCCUGAGGCUGGGGACUGUGGGGAGCCCCGUGAGCUGCCCAUGAACCAGACCCUCUUUGGGGAGAUCUUCUAUGGCUACAACAACCACUCCAAGGAGGUGGCUGCGGGGCAGGUGCUCAAAGGGACAUUCAGGCAGAACAACUUUGCCCGGGGCCUGGAGCAGCAGCUGCCCGAUGGGCUGGUGGUGGCCACGGUGCCCCUGGAGAACCAGUGCCAAGAGGAGCUCUCCGACCCCACACCUGACCCUGAGUUUCUCACUGGGAUGGUGAACUUCAGCGAGGUGUCCGGGUAUCCCCUCUUGCAGCACUGGAAGGUCCAGUCUGUCAUGUACCAUGUCCGGCUCAACCAGUUGACCAUCUCCCAGUCCUUCAGCAACGCUCUCCACUCUCUGGAUGGGGCCACCUCCCGGGGAGAUUUCGUGGCCCUGCUGGACCAGUUUGGCAACCACUACAUCCAGGAGGCAGUGUAUGGCUUCGAGGAGUCCUGCUCCAUCUGGUAUCCCAACAGGCAGGUCCAGCGGCAGCUCUGGCUGGAAUAUGAGGACAUCAGCAAAGGCAACUCCCCCUCGGAUGAGUCGGAGGAACGGGAGCGGGACCCCAAGGUGCUGACCUUCCCCGAGUACAUCGCCAGCCUCUCCGAGUCGGGCACCAAGCGCGUGGCGGCCGGCGUGCGGAUGGAGUGCCAGAGCCGCGGGCGCUGCCCGUCCUCCUGCCCGCUCUGCCACCUCGCCUCUGCUUCCGACGGGCCGGCCGAGCCCAUCCUGCUGGAGGUCACCAAAGCUGCCCCCAUCUACGAGCUGGUUACCAACAACCAGACCCAGCGGCUCUUGCAGGAGGCCACCAUGAGCUCACUGUGGUGCUCGGGCAGCGGGGACGUGAUCGAGGAUUGGUGCCGCUGCGACUCCAGCGCCUUCGGGGCGGACGGGCUGCCCACCUGCGCGCCUCUCCCACACCCCAUCCUGCGGCUCUCCACCGUUCACGAGCCCAGCAGCACCCUGGUGGUGCUGGAGUGGGGGCACUCAGAGCCCCCCAUCGGGGUGCAGAUUGUUGACUACCUGCUCCGUCAAGAGAAGGUGACUGACAGGAUGGACCACUCCAAGGUGGAGACCGAGACGGUGCUGAGCUUCGUGGACGACAUCAUCUCCGGUGCCAAGUCACCCUGUGCCAUGCCUGCCCAAGUGCCCGACAGGUUGUCCUCCACCAUCUCCCUCAUUGUUCGCUGCCUGGAGCCUGACACCACCUACAUGUUCACCCUCUGGGGAGUCGAUAAUACGGGAAGACGCUCCAGGUCCAGUGAUGUGACUGUCAAGACUCCCUGCCCAGUGGUGGAUGAUGUGAAAGCUCAAGAAAUAGCAGACAAGAUCUACAACCUCUUCAAUGGCUACACCAGUGGCAAGGAGCAGCAAACAGCCUACAACACCCUGCUGGACCUGGGUUCCCCCAGCCUGCAUCGAGUCCUUUACCACUACAACCAGCACUAUGAGAGCUUUGGGGAGUUCACCUGGCGCUGUGAAGACGAGCUGGGGCCCAGGAAAGCUGGCCUCAUCCUCUCGCAGCUGGGGGACCUCAGCAGCUGGUGCCACGGCCUCCUGCAAGAGCCCAAGAUCGGCCUCCAGCGCUCGUCCCUCAAGUACCUCGCCUGCCGCUACAGCGAGAUCAAACCCUACGGGCUCGACUGGUCGGAGCUGGGCCGGGACCUGAAGAAGACGUGCGAGGAGCAGACUCUCAGCAUCCUGUACAAUGACUACGGUGACAAGGACUACUGAGGGCUGUGCACCCCCUGCUCUCUCCACGGGUGUUUCUUGAGGGUUUUGUACACGGACUCCGGGGAGGGAGGGUGUUGCUGACGUUGCUGGAGGCAAAAAAUUCCCACCGAGGAGCGAAACCAGCUGCUCCGGGCAGGACUGACUCAGUGUUAGCUUCUUCUUCGACUCGGCCAAAAGCCUUUCUAGUUAGAAGUCUUGUGGGACCCAGUUUUCUUGGUUUUGGUUUUUUUAUCUUCAUUUUGCCAAGAGGUUCCUCAGCUCAUGGACCUGGGUGAAGCGGUGGAGAGGGCGGGUUGGGAGGACACGGCCCCCCCCCCCCUUCACCUGCCUCCGUCGUUGCCCUGACUGUGGGGACGUGGGUCACGGGAGAAACACGGGGACACAGCCACGAGGAGAGAGCAGGUGAUGCAGGUUGGGAAAAGAGGCAGGGCGUGAAGGUUGGGUUGAGAUGCCAGUGGUUUCGGCUGAGCAAAACAGCCACGAGGACCUGGGUGGGUUUAUUUUCACAACUGUAAAGCAUGAGGUCUGGGUGAGACCUGGCUGAGUGAUGGUGCCACUGCAGGGCGGAGUUGGAGCAAGGAGAGAGGGGCUAGGUGACCCCAUCUCCUCAGGUUCUCCUGCGAGGGGCACAGCCCAUGUUUGCCCCAAGAUGCAGAGUCCUUCAGAACGAAGGCAGCUUGGCCUCAGGUCAGCUGGACACCCCGACCUUCCUGUAGGACCAAAUUCCUAGGAAGUCGACUUAAAAAUCUCUUCCAUUAUGUUUUUGGGGUUUUUUUUUACCCUCUAUAAUAAAGACUUGGAGGCAAUGGCACAGGAGGCAAUGCCAGAAGACUGCUGAGGAUAGCCCCAGCCAAGACAGCAGCACCCAGACAGCUCAGCCAAGGCUGUCUUCUUCACUGGCCAUCCUGCAGCUGUGGCACAGUCCAGGCUCUGGCUGGUCCCCCAGGUCCUGGUCCUGGAGAGGGCUCGGUGACGUGGUGUGAUGGGCAGGCAUCUGGGGAUGUUGCUUGCCUGUGCUCAGGCUGACAUCUGCAGCUCUCAUCCAUGAGUCUUUAUUAAAGCAGAGAACUGGGGUUGUCCCGGGACACUGGGCUCAGUUCAGAGCAAGCUGUUCUCCAAAGCCCUGUUACCACUGAUGGUGCUGGAGGCAGCAAACAGCUUCUUUUUAACCUCAGCUUCCAGCCUGGUUUGCAGAGGAGGCAUCUCUGGACUUGCCAGCUGGGCACUUCUUGAUCUGGACAAGCCAGGAGCCCUUCAAUGUGGUUUUUAUGAUGCCUUUUCAGAGAGAAAUUUCCUUUUUGUUGUUGUUGGUUUGGUGGGUUUUUUUUCCCCAGCCUUGGCAGGAGCAAUCUUCAGCCUGUCUGUUAUGAUUUUCUGCCUUGUUCCUUCUGCCACCUGCCAAGGUCAAGGCUCCAACAUGAGCAAGGUGAUGAGGAGGAGGCUCAGAAUCUUCCUGCAGGACCACACAGUGCUUUGUUCUUCCCUUCUUACAGGCAGGCUUCUCCUCCAGGGACAUCUGGCCUGGCCCAGGGAGCUGCUGGGACACAGAGGCAUUUCUGUAACCAGUGUGUGUGGUUUAGGGGUGUUUGGGCAAACACUUAUUCCUUGCAAGAAGGAUUGUCUGCUGGAUCCUUUGUGGCUUCUUGUCACAUUAUUUUUGAAUGUGCCUGAUACUGCUGAAGGCUCAGACCAAGCCCAGUGCCAUCUCCACGUGCAGGUAGGCAUGGGCAGGUGAUCUGUCCCUGGCAGUGCUGAAGGGCAGGUUGGAUGGGGCUUGGAACAACCUGGUCUGCUGGGAGGUGUCCCUGCCCAUGCAGGUGGGGUCAGAACUAGAUGCUCUUUAAGGUCCCUUCCAAGCCAUAGCAUUCUGUGAUGGUGAUGAUCCACACUGAGCCAUUCCUCCUUUUCACGUUAGCCACUGGCAGCCUUGGCCAAGGGGCUUUGGUUUAUCCUUUUCCUUCUCCCAGCAGAUGCUGAACUCAACUUCCAGCCAGGCAACCAUCCAGGGAUGGACACAGGGCACCUCCACUCAGCCCCUCGGAGGGAUACUUGGACAAGGGCUGCUCUGGCCCAGGCACAAGCUGGUUGCUCACCAAGUCAUACCACUGAUGUGGCCUUUCUACAGAGCACAGACUGUUUUCCUGAGGGUACCAGACUCUCUCUUUCCUUGCUCACUGGGUGCAGCACCAGGGAUGGGAGCACUGAAGCCUUCCAGCCACUGCUGCUGGGAAAAACUCCCACACCCAGGAUGUUCACACCCACCGGGGGUCACUUCUUUCAUCCAGCCCCAAGGUUUGCCCUGGGGCUCUGCAGAUGUUAUCAUUCUGCUUCUGUGCUCACCAUUUCAAAGCCUGGUCAACCAAAACCCUGCAGCAGCAGCAGCAGCAGCCAGCUGAGCUGGACUCUGUUCCCCCAGCUUCCUCAUGGCCUGGGAGAUGGACCAUUGGGAGGGUGAGGGAAAGCCACCCAUCCAAGGUCCUUGGAUGGCACCUUUGCACAGCUGGACAGGACUCAGUGUCCCCAACCCGUGACAGACCACACAGUGGGCUGGUGGGGCUCUGUUCCACAUGGUUGUUUGCUGCACCUGCUGUGCCAGCAGGAUCUGCCAUCUGCUGGUCUGUGGUCACGAAGACCCUGCCUUUGUCAAGGUUUCCCAUCUAGAUCCUUCGGCUUUGCAACUCAGAAUUUUGCCCAGACUUGGAUUUUCUUGCCCAAAUCCUUCAAAUGAGACGUGAGCCCAUCUCCAACAAACCCUCAGACUGGAGUGGGGGGUUGCACCAGACCUGGCCUUGGUGAGAUGUGUUGCAAGGGGCUGGCUCACUGGGCACGGGCCAGCCUGAGGUGUUCCCCUCUCUGGCAGGGCUGACCCUCUGCUGCAGGGUCCUGCUCUGGGCUCUGCACAGUAUUGUCUCUCCUAGUUUUUCCCAUGCUGCCAACCACACAAAAGCUGGAGAAGACACCAUUUUCCAUCCAUUUCUGCAACCCCCCUCUCCUCCCUGCCCUCUCUUCUUUUUUCAUUUCUAGAUCAACGAGCGAUCAUUCACCUGAGAUGAACCUCUGGGUACUUUUUUUGUUCCUUUCCUUUACUGCACCUGUAUCCCCUGUUAAUACCUUUUACUUGUCGUGGAGUUAUUUAACAGAUAAAGAUGUUUAAGUCCUUUUCUUUACAAAGAUGGAGACACUUCAUGUCCCUUGAUGUUCUAUUAAAACUCUAAUGUGAUGUUUUAUUACUGUAGGCUGAAAGUAGGGUGCUUUAGGGUGAGAGAGCCACGUGGCAAGAAACACAAAACCCUUCCAGAUUACAUAAAUAAAUUUUAAAAAGUUAAAAAAAAAAAAAAAGAGGUUUUAAACAACAGCAACAACCACCAAAAAAAAAAUAAAUAUGAAUCAUUGUAACAUUAUGUAAAACUCCAGAUGAUAAUUUAACCGACUAUUAAAUGGAGCUGUUAGUAAUCUC